Messenger RNA from Pecten maximus, 2010 nucleotides. RefSeq names its product sialate O-acetylesterase-like. The coding region runs from base 37 to 1536 and encodes 499 amino acids. Gene Ontology annotation, biological process: carbohydrate metabolic process. Lineage: Eukaryota; Metazoa; Mollusca; Bivalvia; Pectinida; Pectinidae. Gene Ontology annotation, molecular function: sialate O-acetylesterase activity. The record is from RefSeq and is a predicted model, not a curated record. The transcript is spliced from 9 exons.
AACAUUACACACCAUUAUUUCCUGACAAACUGCUCGAUGGCCGCUAUGGCUGUACUUCUGUGUUCCAUCAUUCUUCUCUCGCUCGGUCAUGUCUGUGAGUCGACAUUUACUUUUGCAACGAGCUACACAGACCACAUGGUCCUUCAAAAGGGCCCACGUGGUGCUCUUAUUUGGGGAAAAUCUUCCAAACUAGGGGACACAGUUCAUGUGGCAUUGAAUGGCGAGGAAGUGGCCCACACUAAUGUAACCCAUGACAGUUAUGGAGGAUUCAUGUGGAUGGCGAAGGUGGUCAUGAACACAGACAAGUACGGUCCCUACAAUCUCACGGCGUGGUCAAGUCUAGGGUCGCUGACUCUACAAGACGUAAUGUUUGGUGACGUGUGGGUGUGCUCUGGUCAGAGUAAUAUGCAGUUUCCAUUAAAGUGGUUGAUCAAUGCCACACAGGAAUACGCUGACGCAUCAAAUUACGUCAACGUACGCGUGUUCAGGGAACGUUUGCAAAAAUCUAACGUUUCACUGGAGGACUACAGGCCUUAUCUCCCUUGGUCUAAGCCAAGUCAAAGUUCACUGAACUUAUUUUCUGCGGUCUGUUGGCUGUUUGGAAAACGCCUUUCGUCGCAGUUCGGAUACCCUAUUGGCCUGAUGGAAACUAACGUUGGAGGAACAAAAAUAGAGGCAUGGUCCUCUCAGGACGCUUUGAACGCGUGUACGUCUACUAAGAGUAAGGCACCGAGUUCGUCACUUUGGAAUGGAAUGGUGACUCCGAUCCUGCGAUAUACCAUAUACGGUGCCAUCUGGUAUCAAGGGGAGUCAAAUGCCCAUAACCCGGACCUCUACGCCUGUCAGUUCCCCGCCAUGAUAACUGACUGGAGACACAAGUUCAGUGCCGCUUCUCUCCACACGACUUCAGCAAGUUUCCCAUUUGGAUUUGUUCAACUUGCGGCUCACAGAAACGUCUCAGCCGCCACUGGUUUCCCGUUCCUGCGAUGGUCUCAGACGGCUGGCUACGGCAAGGUUCCAAACGCCAAGAUGCCGAAUACCUUCAUGGCAGUAGCUAUGGAUCUGCCCGACUUUGAAUCUCCACGUGGAAGUAUUCAUCCCCGAUACAAACACGAUGUGGCCUCCCGACUCGCACUCGCAGCUCUCGGCGUUGCGUACCAUCAACCGGGGCUAGAUUACGAGGGUCCAUAUCCUUCUGCAUACCACGUGACCGGUCAUUCCUUAAACAUAGAGUAUGACCAUGGGCGAUCUCCCAUCACACUGACCGCCAAUGCUACGCGAACAGGAGUAGGCGCCGAAUUUGAGGUUUGCUGCUUGGCUCGUCAAUGUGCCGCCACGCAUCGGUACUGGAAAUCUGUCCCAAUUGUAUCACAUGGCGUGUCAUCCGUCACGCUUGAUACAACUAAAUGUGGUAACGUGUCCGUGUCUGCAGUCCGGUACGCCUGGAGGGAGAGUCCGUGUGAAUUCAAACAGUGUGCUGUGUACGGGAGAGACAACGACCUACCAGCUCCACCAUUCUACCACAGCCUCCACUAAUCACGUGUAAAAUCGUGAAAUAAUAAAAAAAAUGUCCAUUACACUCCAACAUGUGUAGAAUCGUGAAAUAAUAAAAAAUGUCCAUUACACUCCAACAUGUGUAGAAUCGUGAAAUAAUAAAAAAUGUCCAUUACACUCCAACAUGUGUAGAAUCGUGAAAUAAUAAAAAAUGUUCAUUACACUCCAACAUGUGUAGAAUCGUGAAGUAAUAAAAAAAUGUCCAUUACACUCCAACAUGUGUAGAAUCGUGAAAUAAUAAAAAAUGUUCAUUACACUCCAACAUGUGUAGAAUCGUGAAAUAAUAAAAAAUGUCCAUUACACUCCAACAUGUGUAGAAUCGUGAAAUAAUAAAAAAAAUGUCCAUUACACUCCAACAUGUGUAGAAUCGUGAAAUAAUAAAAAAUGUUCAUUACACUCCAACAUAUGUAAAAUCGUGAAAUAAUAAAAAAUGUUCAUUACACUGCAACAUGUGUA